Molecule: messenger RNA, 5937 nt
Organism: Rhipicephalus sanguineus (brown dog tick)
Lineage: Eukaryota; Metazoa; Arthropoda; Arachnida; Ixodida; Ixodidae
Product: prolow-density lipoprotein receptor-related protein 1
Exons: 21
Coding region: 201-3671 (1156 amino acids)
Source: RefSeq, a predicted model, not a curated record
AUCUUGCCGGUGCACAACUUCGUCUGCCUAUUUUCCUCUCAGCGCAGCUCGCGGCAUCCCUUCGCCACCAGUUUGCCGCCUACAAAUGCGGCUCAUCGUCUUAUUGAAACUACUAUGACGAUAAAUGCACUGCACUGCUUGCCUGGAACGUUUGAAGUCCACCUCACCGCUUUUUGCUCCUUCGUUUCUUAACCUCUGACAUGCCCUCUGCAUGCUUCUUCGCUCGUCUACUCCCGUCUUUAUUUGCUUUCGCCCUCAGCGUUACCGAAUCUCUCCAGGCCAAUAAUGGUGAAUCUCCAUGUAAUGAAUGGGGACGCUGUGCCCAGACAUGCGUCCAGAAUUGGAAAAAUCGGUCUCUUGUUGAAUGUGGUUGUGUUGAAGGCUUUCGCCUAGACUCCAAUCGUGUUUCCUGUCUUCCAGUAGAUCCAUUAGCGUCAUACCUUUUGAUAACCACCAGUGCUGGUAUUCAGCAGUCAUUUGUGGAAUCGAAGGGCGAGAGCCACUUCUUGUACAGUAGCAACACUCUUACUGUGGCUGUGGAUUUCCUUUUGAACGGCCCCAAGACAACAGUAUUUUGGAGUGACAUAAACACGGAUAAAAUCAACGCAGGGGAAGUUGUGGAAGGAAGAUUGAAAGAUGUGCGCUCCGUCGUAACGGGUGGCCUUGAGUCAGUGGAGGGCCUGGCCGUGGACUGGAUUGCGUGCAAUCUCUACUGGGUGGAGAGCAGGCACCAAGAAAUAGAGGUUUCGAGGUGUGAUGGUUCCAUGCGGGCAUCUGUAGUCGGCGAUGUCCGCCGCCCUAGAGCCUUGGCGCUGGAUCCGCGAGUAGGGUUCCUCUUUUGGACUGACUGGGAUGAUGAAAACCCACGAAUUGAGCGAAGCUACCUGGAUGGCAGCUCAAGAAAGGUGAUAGUUAAUGUGGAGGAGUACAGUAACCUGCCAGAAUCUUUGCCCAAUGGAAUCACGCUGGAUUAUGCUGUCAAGAGAGUCUAUUGGAUUGACGCUGGGUCUGGGUCAAUCCACACUGUUAAAUAUGAUGGGACAGACCACAAGAAAAUACUUCAUUUGUCCACAUUUUCCAAGCCUUUUUCGAUGGAUGUGUUUGGCGAUUACUUUUAUUGGACAGACAUUACGUUUUCUAGUAUAUAUAAGGCACAUCGGUUUUCAUUGAAUGCAACUCAGAAGGUGGUUCUCCAUUCCAGUAAUACACUCUAUCAGGCUGCUAUUGUUCAUCCUUCUAGACAUCCCACAUACAACACAACAAAUUAUUGUGCCUACAACAAUGGCUUCUGCAGUCACCUAUGUGUUAUGGGAGAUGGUCGGCCUUUGUGUAUGUGUCCAUAUGGCCUGCAACUUGGUCCUGACAAGCGGACUUGUAAAGAUCAUGGACCACUGAUUCUUUAUCAAACGAAGAAGACAAAUAUUGUCUAUUUCGCCUUCACCAGUGAUCCGUCUCGGUGGAUUUAUCCUCCUGUGAAGCUACAUGCAACUGCAUUUGCCUUAACCUAUGAUAGCCGAAAUGAAAUUUUGUACUGGAUUGAAGGGAGAACGAUAAAAAGGCACAUGCUCAAGACCUACACUACAGAAAUAUUUGCAAAAUUUGGGUCCUUGGUGAAGUUGACUGCACUAUCGCUCGACUGCUUAUCUGGCAACCUGUACGUAGGAAACUCUGUGCAGCUCAACAGCGAAAUUCGCAGCCAGAUCUCUGUGUGUGCAACAGGCGGACGGUACUGCAGCAAUCUCAUCUGGGAUUCUGUGCGACAUGUCAGUGGUCUUGCAGUGGACGCUGUGAACAGACUUAUUUUGUGGAUGGAGCGAGAACGUGCAGCAGCUGACCAGGAUUUAAUGACAGUUAAAGCUGCACACCUGAACGGCUCUGUUACAUGGACGUUGCAUACAUGGACCUGUCCCAAAAAUGCUGCAAUGAAAGGUUUUGAUGUGAACCCUUUGCGAGAGGAAGUGUGCUGGAGUGAUGCAAAUAGAGGUGCCAUUAUGUGCGUCAGUUAUGGCACUACAACCAAUUUUUCUGAGAUAGUCCUUGCCAGUGGUGGCAGCCAAGGCCACUUGCUUUUUACGGUUGACAAGGAGAAGUUGCUGUACAGCCCUGGAAAUGGCAGCUUAUACUCGGUCACCUAUGGUUCCCGCAAUGCUCCACACCUAGUUUGGAAUGGCUCAGAGCCAUUGGGCUACUUGAAGCAUACUAGUGCUGACGACUUUCCUGAACAUCGAACCUCAAGACACCCGUGCCAGCAGUUGUUGGUGCCUUGCAAAGGAAUCUGCCUCCCUGAAGAAAAUGGCCACAGAUGCUUGCCUGUUGGAGGUUCAGACACCCUUUUGGUGUUUCUCCAGAAUCAUAGGACUGUAGUUUACCCUGUUGGGUCAGAUCCUACUGUGCCACCGCUACUCUUGCAAGCAGAAUUCAGUGAGAUGCCCCUAGAUUCAAUUCACGUUCUCUCUGCUGAAGAAGCAGUAGUGUUCUCGAGCCGUGAACGACUGUAUCGGGCCCGCAUUGAUGGUUAUAAUGUUACUCCUGUGGCAACAUUGAACAACACCAGAGUCACUGCACUGGCUGCUGAUGCAUCUUCAGGUCUUUUGUAUAGAGCUGUGUUUAGCAGUCAUGGUGCUCGGAUUGAGUCUUUCUUCUUGAAUGGAACUGGUGUCACCGUCCUGGUGGAUACUGACCUUCACAGGGUCAAUGCUUUAGCAAUACACCCUUCUAGAAAACUUCUGUUUUGGAGUGAUGCUGGUGAAUGGCCGCGUAUUGAACGCUUUGAUUUAGAGACAAAGGAGCGGCAGACCAUCGUUCACGAAGAGUUGUUUCAAGUGUCUGAUCUGACGUUGGACUUGGAGCGUGAUCUAGUGUACUGGUGCGAUUUGGGCACGGCUCGCAUUGAGCAAGCACACCUGGAUGGCACUGGACGCACCAGAAUAGGCCUCAACAAGGGUCCCAAUCGCCACUAUUCCCCAGUUUCUGUGGCAGUCUUCCAGUCUGUGCUUUUUUGGAUUGAUAGCACCUACUCGGGUGGCUCUUUGGUAAUGUUUGUCAAAAACCGGCAUCCUCAGACCUCAACAUGGAGUCGGUUUCUUGGUCCAAAUAUGUCUCAUCUGCAACUUUACAAUAGGCACAUGCUCCCAUAUGUAAAUGAGUCAAGGGAUAUGUACAGCUCUAACCUAAACCCUAUGUCAUGCCGUGGUUUCUGCUACAACGGUGGGACCUGUUUAGCCAUUGAGGACGGCCCUGGUGGACCCACUUGCCAGUGUACUGCCAAUUUUACAGGGCCACGGUGCCAGUUCUAUGCAGCAUACAUCUACAACCCACCUUUCUCUGAUGAGGAACCAGCUGAUGUGAAGAUAAUAGUGAUUCCAGUGGCUGUGCUGCUUUCUGCAUUCCUGCUGAUGCUGGUGGUUGCUUGGGUGAAAAGGAGGCGCGCUUGGCAGUCCACUGCAGUCUCCCUCUCUUCUGAAGAGGCCAAUCCAGCCUUAGCAGCACGCAUGAUUGAUAGCCAGUAUGAAACUUCUUUCUCUGAUAAUGUGUUGUUGAUGGGGACUAACCUGGCUUUUGAAGACACCGAGCCAAGCCCUGGAAAUGGCAACGUGUUCAAUGGCCUUGAAUCAUUGCCCAGAAAGCCCUUGGCAACAAUUUUAAAGGGCACAUGGCAACAUAUAGUGUGAUCAUCCUCAUUGCCAUUGUGUUGUAGCAUCAAAGUUUCUGGGCUGCAGCUUUUGGACUGCUGUUGCAUUUCUACAAGCUUAAAUGGUCGUUUCUUACUUCAGUGAAUCAUUUAGUAUGGUUGCUUCAUUAAUUUGCCAUUUUUUGCUGUUCCUUUUACAACGACAGAGUCACAUACAAACAAGGUACAUGAAAAUGACAACGCUGUCGAAAGUUUUUAUUUUUUUUUAAAUGUGAGCAAGCGGUUUGCAUAUGGGACGUGUAACUGUCACUAUGACCAUGCCACCUUUUUUUUUUUCUGGCUGCGGCAAGAUGAGGGGGAAAAGGCCAUUAAGCCGAUUUGGGGUUACAAUGUGAUUUUUCUGUAUUCCAACGCAUCUGUUGUUUUUAGCUGCUGUUACUAAAGGAUAAGUGCAACAAGGCAUAUAUUCCAUAGCACAGCAUAUCAGAGUGAAAAUGGGAGAGUGCAGGUGCAAAGCUAACUUUUCCAGUGGAGAAAGGCCAUGUUCACGUUGACUUAAGGCAACCGUAAGAGCGAGGCAAGCUUGUUGUUAACGUGCCCCCACUCGAGAAGGUGAUCUUUAUAUGAACGCUAAGCAGCGACCAUCACUAAUUGCCCUCUUUUCUACAUGUGUCAGCGCUGGUCACUUUUUGUAAUCUCUUCAUACUGCAUUUGAUUUAAACCAGGCUUGUGCACGUACCAGGGUUGUUUGCUUUAUGUAUUGGUACUGGUGGGCCGAGGCAAGAUGAAGAUGCACAUUAAUAUUCCAUUCUGAAUUCAUACACUCGAAAUCGGACUGCCAGGUGAUGGCAUGUAUAAGCUGUGCACUUCGCAAUUUUAAACUUGCCUAAUAAUAUGACAGGUACUUAUUUACAGGAGUUGACAGCAACACAUUUCAGUUAUUUUUAAGCCUGUAUUCUGUCUAGAGAACAGCCCGGCAUUACUUCAUUUGAGGGAAUGAAGUGCCUGUUAGAAUGUGUACAUCGAUUGUGUGGACGCAUGCACACUUUUCAGAGUGCGAAAGAUGCACACAAUUGCUCAUAGCUCACUUGCACUGAUGUAGAUCUCACCCUUGUUUUGUGGCUUCACGCAUAGGGUGCAAGCAUAUUCAUCUUCUGCAUUCUGAAAACGUGUGGGUUUCUGUAGAUGGUGCAGCCAUUCACGGACGACAUACAACUUUACUGUUAUGUACUUAAACAUCUGUGUUGAGUAGACAGUAUUUUUUAAAUAGAUUAGUUGCAAAGACAGAAGGCCAAAGCUAAGAAUUUUGUGUACCUAACUGCCUGUGGAAAGUCUGAAUUAUAUGUGCUUAAAUCAGUUCAUAUUGUGAAAGCUUGUGCAGGAUGUCCAAAAUUAUCCAUAUAAGCUAUCUUUAUGCAUAAUGGUGAAAUAAGUGAUAAGCUUUUAUACAAGAUUGCCUGCACAAAGAAAUGUCAAGCAGUGCUAGAAUUGAAAAUUGUGUGGGUCACCCAUGUGUACAGUUGCAAUUUUAAUUAUUCCGGUGCAUAUACUAAGACACCUGUUAUUAUUUUUUAAUUAAAAUUUUAUUUGCAGCUUAUUAGAGAUGUCUGUGGCAAGACAUGAAUGCAAGCAGUGAUUAGGGUUUCUUGCCAAGUUUGUUGCUGCUCAUGUGAUGUGCAUUAUUAAGCAGUUCAAAAAAGCUGCAAUUGCAUUUAGUGGUAACAAGCAUUUUGUGUUUUCUAUGUUAUGGAAGCAGCAUGGUCAUGUAUAGCGUCUCCGAAUUGGAGAAAACAAAAGCAGAAGAAACGAGAGUGCCAAGGCUUGUCAUGACCAGCAAGAAUCUGCAUUUUAAGUGAUGCAGCUAAAGGGUGAAUUGUGGUGUCUCAACAAUGUGUGAGAAAUGAGGGCAUUAAUUCUGCCAUGAAUCUACUACCUGAUAUUUAUUAUUUACCAGCUUAUGCCAGUCAAUGUUUGGUCAUUUUUGGGCAAUUCAAGCCCUGACAAAUGCGAACACUCAUUCCAAGAAAGAAUAGUGGAUUUUGUGCUUUUGUCAGGCCUUGACAACUUGCAUUUUUUGAGCUUUCAUUUUUGUAGAUCUGUUGUAUACAAAAUAGUGUUCCUCUAGUACCUUGUUUUAUUCCUGCAUCCCUGACCCUGCCUUUUCAGUUCCAAAAUGUUGCAGAGAUAUGGCAAAUCAGAGUUCUAGACAUCUUUUUUGUUGUAGCUAUUGUACUGGGAGCUUUAUUGAUUAGCUUGUUGUGUAAUUUCAAAUUAUUUCCACAGAAAUAUACCCUCUGCAGAAAACA